GAGGAGCUGAAAGAGAAGCGUGCCUGGGAUCUCGCCAUCUCGCCAGCGAAGUCUUUACCGAUGCAGGCUUUCAUGCUGUACAUGUCCGGCGGCGGCGUCCAGAUAUUCAGCAUGGGCAUCGUCUUUAUGCUCUUGCUCUCGCCUUUCAAGAAUCUUGCCGCCAUCAAUGACGCCUUUGCCUCCUUCGCUCCCUCGAAUGCGAACCCGAAGUCGCUCAGCACUCUCACGCUUCAGAAGCUGGCCUACGUUGCUUGCAACAUCCUCACGCUGGCUCUUGGACUAUGGAAAUGCAGAAGUAUGGGUUUGUUACCUACCGGAACUGGUGACUGGCUUGCGUUCGAAACACGAGGUUCUGUGAGUGGUCAAAUUGACACAUCACCGGAUGUCCACUGA
This is a messenger RNA of Punctularia strigosozonata HHB-11173 SS5, 393 nucleotides long. RefSeq names its product DUF1077-domain-containing protein. Lineage: Eukaryota; Fungi; Basidiomycota; Agaricomycetes; Corticiales; Punctulariaceae. The annotation marks the transcript as partial. The transcript has 2 exons. Gene Ontology annotation, biological process: protein folding in endoplasmic reticulum. The record is from RefSeq and is a predicted model, not a curated record. Gene Ontology annotation, cellular component: EMC complex.